AAAUGCAAUAACCAGGUACGUCAUAUACAUAGAAAUAUUAUGUGCUGGUUAUUUAUUGAAGUUUAUUAGUCUGAUUUCUCGGAUACGAAUUCGACACUAACGUUGCAUUUCAUGUUCAUUUUUUAACAAAUUUAUCAAUUCGGUUUUAGUGGGUACCUCUCUGAACGAGUAAAGAUGUGAUUUCAGCGGUUCAUGGGGCUUACUUUGCUGCCUUGUAAUAGAUCGUUGGAGAUCUUGAUGAAAAUGGGAAUGCUCAUCGUUUUGAAAUCACGUAUUCGUAGUUAAACUCAGAGACGUGAAGAAGAGUAAGAAUUGGGUCACUUUUGGGAUCUCUUAUUUUAGUUAUUGAAUGCAACAAAUGCCUUUUUUUUUUUUCCUAAUGGUUCUCAACAAAUGCCUCUCCCCAUGUCUAGCACAACAAAAUGACCAGGAUGAAGCUCUGAUGAAACUAUCGAAAAUCGAUAAUUAUUUUAAUGUUGGUCCUGCCUUUUGAUAGAAGGCUUCCGCCUAAAUCCUUAUCCUGUGAUCCUCAGAAGAACCAAUUUUUGAUUCUUUGGUUUCUUUCCCGUCAAAAUGGGAGUCGCAUUAUGGGAAUCCGAGAUUUGAAUCUGAAUUGCGGGGUUGUGGUGGCAGACCUGAUUGUCAAUACUGAAUGUAAAUCUUAAAUGGCAUUGGGGACACUAGUUAUUUGACAAAAUUUGCAGGGCUGGAGGGUUGCUUGGUAAUCUUUAUAAGCAAAUAUUUUGGACAUAGCGAAGUGAAUCCUUGUUGUUGGAAAGGAUUAAAGGGCAUCAUGGGAAAUUGGAAAGAGAAAAAUGAGUUCUUGGAUUAUAAAAAUUUAGCUGUUCAUUUUGAUCUUAAGCUGAUUUGUGAAGUUGUAUGUUAGAAUUUAUUUUUGAUGAGGCCUGGCUUCGCAUGAUCUCACGAAUCAGGGGUUAAAUGGCUAACAUACUGGAGUCGGUUCUCAUUUUUUUGUACAGCUGAGAAGUUGUGAACUGAAGAUGGUGAAGUUGACGAUGAUUGCCCGUGUUACUGAUGGUCUUCCACUAGCAGAGGGACUGGAUGAUGACCGCAAUUUAAAAGACGCUGAAUUCUACAAACAGCAAGUCAAGGCUCUGUUUAAAAAUCUCUCAAGAGGUCAGAAUGAGCCUUCAAGGAUGUCAAUUGAAACCGGCCCUUAUAUUUUCCACUAUAUUAUUGAAGGACGCGUUUGUUACUUGACAAUGUGCGACCGUGCUUAUCCUAAGAAACUUGCCUUUCAAUACCUUGAAGACCUCAAGAACGAAUUUGAGCAUGUCAACGGGGCUCAAAUUGAAACUGCUGCCAGACCAUAUGCUUUCAUCAAAUUUGAUACCUUCAUACAGAAAACGAAGAAAUUGUAUCAGGACACCCGUACCCAGCGGAAUAUAGCAAAGUUGAAUGAUGAACUCUAUGAAGUGCACCAAAUAAUGACUCGCAAUGUUCAGGAAGUUCUUGGUGUUGGUGAAAAGUUGGACCAGGUCAGUGAAAUGUCUAGUCGAUUGACAUCAGAAUCUCGUAUAUAUGCUGAUAAGGCAAGAGACUUAAAUCGACAGGCAUUGAUUCGGAAAUGGGCCCCGGUUGCCAUUGUGUUUGGAGUUGUCUUCCUUCUCUUCUGGGUCAAAACAAAGAUCUGGUGAUCCAACUGACCACUCUGAAAACAUCGCGCAUUUGCUGUGCUUCUGUUGGCAUAAUAGUUCUAGAGUCCGGGUCUGUUGCCCAUCCACAUGCAUAGUUGAGUUGUGUUUCAAGAUGAAUUUUAGUCUUGGUGGAGGGCAUUGGCUAAGGAAGCUAGUUCAGUAGAUACCUCGGGGGAAUAGAUCCAACAAGAAGCUGUGAAAGAGAGACAUGUUGCCUUUUAAGACCAGAUAAAGUGCAAAAAUGUAUUUUUUCAGAAAAAUUUGAGAAACCUUGAUAUAUGUUUAUUA
This is a messenger RNA of Juglans microcarpa x Juglans regia, 1946 nucleotides long. Its product is annotated as 25.3 kDa vesicle transport protein. Lineage: Eukaryota; Viridiplantae; Streptophyta; Magnoliopsida; Fagales; Juglandaceae. Gene Ontology annotation, biological process: retrograde vesicle-mediated transport, Golgi to endoplasmic reticulum; endoplasmic reticulum to Golgi vesicle-mediated transport; vesicle fusion with Golgi apparatus. Gene Ontology annotation, cellular component: Golgi membrane; ER to Golgi transport vesicle membrane; endoplasmic reticulum-Golgi intermediate compartment. The record is from RefSeq and is a predicted model, not a curated record. Gene Ontology annotation, molecular function: SNAP receptor activity. The transcript is spliced from 5 exons. Bases 1002 to 1658 code for a protein of 218 amino acids.